This is a messenger RNA of Zasmidium cellare ATCC 36951, 459 nucleotides long. RefSeq lists its product as uncharacterized. Lineage: Eukaryota; Fungi; Ascomycota; Dothideomycetes; Mycosphaerellales; Mycosphaerellaceae. Bases 1 to 459 code for a protein of 152 amino acids. The record is from RefSeq and is a predicted model, not a curated record. The transcript has a single exon.
AUGGCCAAGACCUGGAAUACCCCCGAGACCAUCACAGCCCUCCUCUCCUUCUACCGGCCCUCGAAAUCUCCCACCCCAUCAGUCUACCCGCAAUCUGAGACCGAACGAGCCGAAGUCCGCCGCUUCUACACCUUUGGCAAAGACCUCAACGCCCAUCCGGAUCUUUUACAUGGAGGGGUGAUUUCUUGUUUGCUGGACAGUUCGUUAGGCGGGGCGGUGGGCAUGGCAUUGCGGGAGACGGCGGUGUCGAAUACCAUGUUCACGGUGCAGUUGAACGUGUCGUAUAAGAAGCCUGUGCGGACGCCGGGGACGGUGAUGUUGAGGUGUUGGGUAACGAGGGUGGAGGAGGAUGGGCGGAAAGUGUGGGCUUAUGGGGUUGUCGAGGGGGAUGGUGGGGUGGUGCAUGCGAUGGCGGAGGGGAUGUGGUUGAGUGGGACGAAGAAGAAAGGGAAGUUGUAG